AUGCAGCAAGCCGAUUGGCUCCAAGCGCGGCCCAAUCACAUGCUUCCUGGCCGGUGGUCUAUUGCCACAGGCCAGAUGUGUUUUCCCACACCGAGCCGGUGGCAUGGAGAUCCACUCGCCCCAUUCAGUCGAGACCAACUCGGACUAUUGCCGACGAUGCAGUACGAGGAGAGAUGUGCAAUCCGCAGCCAUCAUUUGGCGCAUGGAGACAGACGCGGGUGUGGGUGUGGUGACACGCGGAGCGGAUGGUUCACCUUCUGGGCCAGUGUAAGGGUGUGUGUGUUCUGUUGA
This is a messenger RNA of Protopolystoma xenopodis, 291 nucleotides long. NCBI's taxonomy places the organism in Eukaryota, Metazoa, Platyhelminthes, Monogenea, Polystomatidea, Polystomatidae. The record is from the annotation of a GenBank genome assembly.